Molecule: messenger RNA, 327 nt
Organism: Cantharellus anzutake
Lineage: Eukaryota; Fungi; Basidiomycota; Agaricomycetes; Cantharellales; Hydnaceae
Product: bola-like protein-domain-containing protein
Exons: 4
Coding region: 1-327 (108 amino acids)
Source: RefSeq, a predicted model, not a curated record
AUGGCCAUUAGCUCGAGACCAGUCGAAGCGAGCAUCCGUGCUAAGCUAGAAAAGCUCCUGGCGCCCUCUUCUCUCUUGAUCGUCAAUGAGUCGACACAGCACGCUCAUCAUGCCGCCAUGAAGAAUCGGGCGCCCUCAGACAUCGAACCAGAAACACAUUUUGCCUUACAAGUCAUUUCCGAUACGUUUUCAGGCAAGACAACGGUGCAGAGGCAUCGCCUAAUAUAUGAGGCGCUGGGAGAGGAGUUCAAAGCUGGAUUACAUGCACUUUCAUUAACGACAAAGACUCCCAGUGAGAUGGACAGACAAAAAGCACAAACUUCAUAG